Molecule: messenger RNA, 1552 nt
Organism: Neomonachus schauinslandi (Hawaiian monk seal)
Lineage: Eukaryota; Metazoa; Chordata; Mammalia; Carnivora; Phocidae
Gene: TMEM9
Product: transmembrane protein 9
Exons: 6
Coding region: 110-661 (183 amino acids)
Cellular component (GO): lysosomal membrane
Source: RefSeq, a predicted model, not a curated record
GGGCGUUGGGGGAGGGGUACAGGGGUCUUUGGGGUACCCGGGGCUCCCAGGCCGGCCCGAGACCCCUGAUUAGGUGUCCGGUCUGGCUGGCCUCCCAAGCCCGAUCAGCAUGAAGCUCCUAUGUUUGGUGGCCGUGGUCGGGUGCUUGCUGUUGCCCCCAGCUCAAGCCAACAAGAGCUCUGAAGAUAUUCGUUGCAAAUGCAUCUGUCCACCAUAUAGAAACAUCAGUGGGCACAUUUACAACCAGAAUGUGUCACAGAAGGACUGCAACUGCCUGCACGUGGUGGAGCCCAUGCCGGUACCCGGCCACGACGUGGAGGCCUACUGCCUGCUGUGUGAGUGCAAGUACGAGGAGCGCAGCACCACCACCAUCAAGGUCAUCAUUGUCAUCUACCUGUCAGUGGUGGGGGCCCUCUUGCUCUACAUGGCCUUCCUGAUGCUGGUCGACCCUCUCAUUCGAAAGCCGGAUGCGUACACCGAACAUCUGCACAAUGAGGAGGAGAAUGAGGAUGCUCGCUCUGUGGCUGCCACCACUGCCUCCCUGGGGGGCCCUCGAGCAAACACCGUCCUGGAGCGUGUGGAGGGCGCUCAGCAGCGGUGGAAGCUGCAGGUGCAGGAGCAGCGCAAGACAGUCUUCGAUCGGCACAAGAUGCUCAGCUAGGUGGGCCGGCGAGGUUGGGUCAAGGACCAGAGGCCACGGCUGCCAGCUUCCAGGGCUGGACAAAGCCAGAGGCCCCUUCCCCAGCCCUCGGUGCCACCCUUCCCAGGAUUUCUCUUUAGAAGCCCAUGGCCUUUUUCCUUCCCCUCUCUCUCUUUAGAAAAGGUGUCGUCUGCCGAUGGAAUCUGGGAAGAGUGGUGGGGUCCCUGAUCUCGGGUUUGCCUGCUCCAGUCUUCGGCCUUGAGGGGAGGGGGUGGCAGGCCAGAACGGAGCGGAGACGCUUCAGGUGGCCUCAGGAUUGGAACAGUCUGUACCUCCUUACUUCACCCCUGACACCCCUUCAGCUCCAAAUCUUGGGAGUGUCCUUACCCUUUGCAAGAUGGAGCCGGGUCAUCAAGAACUCAGUGUGUGGGAGGGAAGCAGUCAGCAUGUGCCCCUUCUCUGCCUGGUUCUUCUGGCCACCUUCCUCCCGACCCUGAUACCUCAGCCCUAGCUCAGCCUGCUUCCAGCCCUCAGGACGGCUCUGAUGGGGCAGCUGAUGCCGCUGAGCUGCCCUGUCUUCAGGGCACACCCAGACACUUGUCCCCCCCCCCCACACCCUUCCACCAGCCUACAGCAGUGUCGCUGCGCCUCGCUCCCUGUGGCCCCUGACCCCUCACUCCCACCUCAGGGGGCCAGGCCGUCACCCCGCCUCCCCAGGUCUGCAGUCGCUGAGCCACACAGUUGGUGGGACCACGUGACCAGGAGGCCGAGCAGCGGGUCUGAAUACCACGGCGCCUGUCCUGGGAUUGUCUCUCGGCUCUCAUUCAUUGUACCAGUGCAUGGAGAGAAACGUUUGUCCUUCCGUUGUCUGUAGACCAAGGAAGCCAUCAUUAAAUUGUCUGAUUUCUCUCA